AUGGAAAGAGACUUGGAAGGCAGCCCAGAGUUACGAUGCAGGCAUGUGCUAGAUGGCAACCUAGGAGCACAGUACCAUCUUUACUGGCGUUUCCACGCAGCUCCAGAGGAGUCCCACAACAACGUCCCCCUGAGGCGGCAGUGGCGCCUGCGGGGACCACUAGCAGCCAUGGGCUUGGGGAAAGUGGGGACCAAGGCCCAGCUUCUGUGUCCUGUCAGAGAAAGGCGAGCAGCCCCUCAGGGAAGGAUCAGCCUCCAUGCGAGGCCUCCUGACGUCCCCAGGCAGCAGCCCCAGGCCGUAAAAUCCCUGUCUCCAAUUCAGGAAGAAGAGUCUGAGAUUCCUAUGCCUAGAAAAAGUAACAACUGGCAUGAUGUAGAGUCUUUCUACCAGUUUUCCUGCAACAUCUAUGGCAAAAGAUUUGAGAAGGACAGCGUAGUGACACAUAAAGCAAAAAGCCACCCUGAGGUGCUGACUGAAGAAGCUCUGGCUGCCAACACAAGCACCCUCAUCAUCAGCACAGAGAUUUUGGGCACUAACCCAGAGUCCUUGACACGGCCUUCAGAUGGUCAGGGUUUUCCUUUUCUUCCUGAGCCCUUGGGAAACUCAACCUCUGAAGGAUGCCUACCACUAGAAGCUGAAAGGAUGUCAGGGUCAUACUGCAGUGGGAUGGGACAGGUGAGCCGGGGGAAAAGCUUUGCAGGAAACAGCAGCAGUGAGGGCACCGAAGGGCUGCUCAUGAACUCGGAUGCUAUCACAGAGGUUCUGAUUGAAGAUUCGGACUACCAGAACUUAGUGAAAGAUAAGGUCUACCAGACCUUAGUGGAAGGGAAGACUUGGGGCACUGGGACAGCUCAGACUUUGUAUUUAAAAGUAAAAAGAACCAAAAAAUUUUUAAAGCAUUUAAAAUCUAGGGAAGAUGGCGGCUGCUCCUUUGGAGGAGCGGGAUUGAGAGGAACGAAGAGGGAAGACCAAACAGAAGAGACAUUCCGGGCUCUGAAGACUAAGCUGCGCUGGCCGUUAGGAGCUCUGCUCUACGCCAGACGUGGCCCCUUCCGGAGUGAAGAGGAGGAGGAGGGGGCGGCGGCUGGUCGGUAG
Cebus imitator (Panamanian white-faced capuchin) is the source of this 1095-nucleotide messenger RNA. RefSeq lists its product as uncharacterized. Bases 1 to 1095 code for a protein of 364 amino acids. NCBI's taxonomy places the organism in Eukaryota, Metazoa, Chordata, Mammalia, Primates, Cebidae. The transcript is spliced from 5 exons. The record is from RefSeq and is a predicted model, not a curated record.